AUGGAUUCGAAUAACCAAACAUCUCAAGAUUAUUCUGACUUAUCAACGUAUCAAACUGUAAAUAGCUCCACACCUUUGCAUAAUAAUAAUAACAAUGACCAACAAACUUCCAUUAACAACUCAGGAAUACCUAAUACCUUCAUUAUUAAUACUUUGACUCCCACACUUCAAAACGAUACAUUUGAAUUUUACUUUCCUUUACAAAAUGAUACACGCAUUUAUUACGUUACAUAUACUGAACUACAUCCAUUAGAAAAUGCGCGACUUUUGAAUAAUAACAUUAAUUUAUCUCGUAUUCCUGACCAUCAGCUUCCACAUCAUUAUGAUAUUCAAUCUUUGAUUCGACAACUGAUUCAGCAACAAGUCCAACAACCCGUUUAUCAACAAAAUUAUGCUCAACAACAAUUUAUUGAUACUACAAUUCAACCUACUUCUCAAGUACAUUCAGAUUAUAAUGCUUAUAAUGCAGCUUCAAAUUCAGUAAGCAGAACUGUUUCUGAUAAUACUCAAGAUACAGAAUUUCAGAAUUCUUACUAA
Rhizophagus irregularis DAOM 181602=DAOM 197198 is the source of this 537-nucleotide messenger RNA. RefSeq lists its product as uncharacterized. The record is from RefSeq and is a predicted model, not a curated record. Lineage: Eukaryota; Fungi; Glomeromycota; Glomeromycetes; Glomerales; Glomeraceae.